ACCAAACAGUCAACAUGCGUUCCUUCCUCGUCCUUUGCUUCGUUGCCUUGGCCACCGCCGACAAACUGGGCUACAACUACCAGCCAGUGGCCCACUCCUCUUCGGGAUUGAGCUUCCAGCCAUCUGGUUCGGCCAGCAACAUUGCUCCUGCCUUCUCGGCUGCUCCCAGCGGAUCCUUUGCCGCCGGUCCAGGAUCUUUUUCGACUGGUCCCCAGACCUUCGGCCCAGCUCCCGUUGCUGAGCCCUUCGAGGCUUCCCAGUCCGCCGCUGCCCCCAACUACGCUGCUCCCCAGGCCGAGCUCCAGAAGGAGUUCUUCACCUACACCGCCGACGAGGGUGACUUCUACGACCCAGCUGCCUCCGAGCAGGUCCAGAACUCCGUGAACAAGGGACUCCGCGUCGUCUUCAUCAAGGGACCCGAGAACAAGGGACUCGAGAACGCCGCCCUGGCUCUGGCCAAGCAGGCUGCCCAGCAGGAGACCGCCAUCUAUGUCCUGAACAAGCAGGCUGACAUCGGAGACCUGGCCAACAAGCUGAACUCCAUCCGCAACAACAACAACAACAAGCCCGAGGUUCACUUCGUGAAGUACAGGACUCCCGAGGAUGCUGCCAACGCCCAGCGUGCCAUCCAGGGUCAGUACGAUCAGUUGGGAGGAUCCUCUCAGGCUCAAGAUGGUGGUGUGGCCUCCACCCUGAACUUCGCUUCCCAGCCCGCUCCCCGUGAAAGUGCCGCUGCCAGCGCUCCUGGUGCAAGCUACCUGCCCGCCAGCAUCUUCCGUCGCUUCCGCGUCUAAACCCUAUUUACCAGUUGUUUGAUUUGUUGUCUAGUUAUCUAAUUGAUUUGUUGAAUAAAGAAAACAAAACGAAAUAGUUAUCAAAAUAAAUUUCAUUUUUCUUUGAACUUGCUCUUAGCUACUCCUUCUUAAGUCCCA
Drosophila ficusphila is the source of this 932-nucleotide messenger RNA. RefSeq lists its product as uncharacterized. The coding region runs from base 15 to 794 and encodes 259 amino acids. NCBI's taxonomy places the organism in Eukaryota, Metazoa, Arthropoda, Insecta, Diptera, Drosophilidae. The record is from RefSeq and is a predicted model, not a curated record. The transcript has a single exon.